Messenger RNA from Arctia plantaginis, 1734 nucleotides. The record is from the annotation of a GenBank genome assembly. Lineage: Eukaryota; Metazoa; Arthropoda; Insecta; Lepidoptera; Erebidae.
AUGGCCACCGGCGCACGUGUCGCUGUUUCCCAAAUACUGCGCAAUAAAGACGAUGUUGUGGACGAAGAGGAUGAACCUAAGAAGAAAUCCAGAGAAGACUGGAGGAAGGCUAAAGAGUUAGAAGAGGCUCGGAAAGCUGGUACAGCACCGGCUGCUGUUGACGAGACAGGCAAGGACAUAAAUCCCCACAUUCCGCAGUACAUAUCUUCAGCACCAUGGUACUAUGGUACCUCCGGCCCAACCUUGAAACAUCAAAGACCGCAGGAAGAUACUGAGGCACAAUUCACCAAACUUGACACAUACUAUAAAAAAGGUGUUGACACUACAAAAGUUGCCACUAAAUUUAGAAAGGGGGCCUGUGAGAAUUGUGGUGCCAUGACACACAAAAAGAAGGAUUGCUUAGACAGACCGCGGAAGAUUGGAGCAAAAUUCACAAAUGCUGGUAUUGCAGCAGAUGAAUUUGCUCAACCAAAUUUAACCCUAAGUUAUGAUGGAAAGAGAGAUCGAUGGAAUGGCUAUGAUCCAUCACAACACAAAGCUAUUAUUGAGGAGUAUCAGAAAGUUGAGGAUGCUAAACGAGAACUCAGAGCUAAGAAUUUGGAAGAAGAUCCAACAGCAACUGAAGACGAUGACAACGCUGAGGAAGAUGAGGACAAAUAUGUAGAUGAAGUAGACAUGCCUGGUACUAAAGUAGAUUCAAAACAACGUAUCACAGUGCGUAACUUGCGUAUCAGAGAAGACACAGCCAAGUACUUGCGCAAUCUGGAUCCGAACUCAGCAUACUAUGAUCCUAAGACGCGCUCCAUGAGGGAUAAUCCAAACCCGAGCGCCGCUGAGUCGGACUACCUGGGCGAGAACUUCGCGCGGUUCAGCGGCGACACCGUCGCGCACGGCGCGGCGCAGGUGUUCGCGUGGGAGGCGCAGGCGCGCGGCCUCGACGUGCACCUGCUGGCCGAGCCCACCAAGCUGCAGCUGCUGCAGCGCCAGUACCGCGACAAGAAGGACCACUUCAAGACGCAGGUGAAGCAAUCGGUCUUAGAGAAGUAUGGUGGCGAGGAACAUUUAGCGGUGCCCCCCAAGGAGUUGUUGCUGGCGCAAACAGAAGUGUUUACACGUUACAACAGAGACGGCACCAUAGUCCAAGGGCCUGAGAAACAACUGGCUAAGAGUAAAUAUGAGGAAGAUGUAUUGAUAAACAACCAUACGUCUGUAUGGGGUUCGUAUUGGAAGGAUGGACAAUGGGGCUAUAAAUGCUGUCACUCAUUUAUAAAGAUGUCAUAUUGUGUGGGUGAGGCGGGCAAGGGUGUUGUGUUAGAAGUACCUGAAGAAAAGCCCACAGCUGCAGCUUCUCACGAACGUAUAGAAAAGAAAGAAAAAGAGAAAGAAAAAUCAUCUUCUUCAUCAUCCUCGAGUUCGGAAAGCAGCUCUUCUGAUUCAGAGAAGGAAAUCAGGUCUAAAACAGAAAAGACUAGUAAGAAGAAGAAAAACAAAAAGAAAGCAAAGAAAAAGAAGAAGAAGGAUCUCAAGAAGGAGAAACGGGAAGAAGAUAAGUUGAAAGAGGCAUUAAAAAUGGAAGAACGAAGUCAAAAGCGAGCGGACUACUUGCUUUCGAUGGAUGAAAGAAAACGUCCAUACAACAGUAUGUUUGAAGUUAAAGCCCCCACGGAAGAGGAAUUGGAGGCUUACAAGAUGAAGAAGCGUCGUGAAGAAGAUCCUAUGAGUCAAUUUUUAUGA